AUGGUAAAGACACAUCACUGUAAAUUGACAACAUGGAAGCCAUCUGCUAUCACAUCGAUCUCUGUCCACUCUAAAUCACCAUAUAUCAUCGCUGUUGGUCGUGAAGAUUCAACCAUUGAAAUCUAUAAAAGAUUUCAAUUCGACAGAUAUGCUAUUUCCUAUGUAUUGGGAGGAUUGAAAUUCGAUGGAAAAGUAUUAAAAACAAUUUGGAAACAAUUUAAAGAUUCGAAUAGAUUGAUUUCAGUUACAGAGAAUCAUAUUUAUCAAUGGGAUGUCGACUCUAUGAGUCAGAUUCAAUCGUUGUCGUCGUUUGGUGGUGAUAUUAUCAAUGUUGCUCUGAGUAACAAUGGUGAGAUGUUGGCUGUUGCCAGUAGCAGUAUGGUGGUACAUAUUUAUAGAUUCGAUGAAGACGACGGUUUGGUAGAGUUCUCCAAGUCAUUCCCAAAGCUGACAGAGGGUACUCUCAAGUGUUUGGCAUGGAGCACCGACGACAAACAGGUCAUCGUUGGUUCCGACUCGGAUCUGGUCGGAUACUCGGUGGAGAAGAUGCAACAGUCGUUCAAUGUACACAGCUCCGAUAUCACUGCGCUCUGUAUCAUCGAUGAAGACAAUGUGGCGUGUGGACAUGCCGGUGGACAUAUCACAUUCCACGAGUUGAAGUACGGAUCGCAAAUCUCUGAGAUCAAACAACACAUUGCUGCCAUUCGCGCCAUGGUACUGGUCAAUGGAAAAUCGAUCUAUGCAUCGGGAGACGAUCCAACAUUGGUCCGUUUCACACAGGAUUCAGUUACCCAUCGUUGGUAUCUCGAUGGAUUGGUACGUAGCCACACCCACGACGUCUUAGCUAUGGACACCAACAAAGACAGCCUUUUCACCGGUGGAAUCGACACCAUUAUGCUCGCUACCAACCUCGAGUGUUUCGGUCAACCACGUAACAAGCCAACCAAAUAUAAAUCAUAUCCAAGCGCCUCACUCAUGUCGGUAGGAAGCAGCGAGUCUGGACAGAGCUUUAUGGUGGAUGCCGCUCGAUCGUCAAUUAACAUCUGGAGACUUGGAGACUCUGAUGAUUCCGUCAAAUCCACCAAAAACAUGGCAUUGAUCAACGGUAUUCACUUGCCAAUCGCUAAAGAAGUAUCGAAAAUGAUUCAAUUCGACAUAAAAGACAAAGAGUAUAUUAGAGCGGUGGCAAUGUCACCGGACGCCACUACAUUUGCUUAUUGCACAUCACGUGCAACCAGACUCUACAGAUUCGAUCCAGCAGCUAUCAAAGUAAAUAGAAUCAAAGUGUUGGAAGGUGGAGAUAUCAUUAAAUUUACAUCAAACUCAAAGAACUUGGUCAUUGCCAACUCACAGUCCAUUGUCAACUAUUCAUUGGAGAACGACACCCUUUCAACCAUUCAGUGCGAGCAAUCGAGAGACUCUAAAAUCAUUAGAUCCGCAAUCAACUCGCUGGCUAUCUCUCCAUGUUCCACCACAAGCAAAGGAGCCGCCGUCUACGCAGCUCUCUUUGACGCCAAUGCAGUGGCAUCGAUCUACAACCUCACCGAAGAGAAAUUCAUUAUCAACCUCCCAACCAAUUUCAACAGUAGCACACUCCAUUUCCACGAUACUAAACUUUACAUAGUUGGAUCGGAAGUAAUUGUUUACGAUGUCAGCAAACUAAAGCACGUCGGAUCACUCCAGUUCCCACGCUCACCCAAACCAACAACCGCUAUCACCACACUCAACAGUCAAAGUUUGCUAUUUUGGAAUCAAGGAUCGAAACUCUUUAAAAUUGUAGAUGCCAACAAACCGCAGACCAUCGAAAUUAAAACUGUACCAAAUCAAAUUUAUUCAGCUGGUGUCACCCAAGAUCAACAGGUUGUCAUUUGCUCUCUACAAUAUAAAGACCAGGUAUUUCCACAAUUACCUCCUGCUAUCAGACUUAAAGUUUUCGGCAGAAAUUAA
This is a messenger RNA of Heterostelium album PN500, 1947 nucleotides long. RefSeq names its product WD40 repeat domain-containing protein (gene cirh1a). Bases 1 to 1947 code for a protein of 648 amino acids. Gene Ontology annotation, cellular component: t-UTP complex; 90S preribosome; small-subunit processome. Gene Ontology annotation, molecular function: RNA binding; protein binding. Gene Ontology annotation, biological process: maturation of SSU-rRNA from tricistronic rRNA transcript (SSU-rRNA, 5.8S rRNA, LSU-rRNA). NCBI's taxonomy places the organism in Eukaryota, Evosea, Eumycetozoa, Acytosteliales, Acytosteliaceae. The transcript has 2 exons. The record is from RefSeq and is a predicted model, not a curated record.